Messenger RNA from Aspergillus caelatus, 868 nucleotides. RefSeq names its product HAD-like domain-containing protein. The record is from RefSeq and is a predicted model, not a curated record. The transcript is spliced from 5 exons. Lineage: Eukaryota; Fungi; Ascomycota; Eurotiomycetes; Eurotiales; Aspergillaceae. Bases 115 to 822 code for a protein of 235 amino acids. Gene Ontology annotation, molecular function: phosphatase activity.
AAUGGAGUCCCCUGAAAAUGAGCUGCUGUACCUCAAGGAGAACCCCAAAGCUAUCUUUUUUACAGACUUUGAUGGAACUAUUACUCUGAAAGACUGCAAUGACUACCUGGUACUAUGUCGACCCCAAUAUCCAAUCUCCGUAGCUUACCAGGUGUGAAGGUGGAUAACUUUGGGUUUGGGAUGGAAAUGCGACGUAAACUGGAGAUAGAAGUCAUGAAAGGAAAUAUGGCUUUCAGAGAUGCAUUCCACGCCAUGCUCCAGAGUGUACAGAUGCCGUUAGCGGAUUGUCUGCGAAUUGUACAGGAUAAUAUUCAGCUUGAUCCACACUUCCUGGAUUUCUAUUAUUGGGCAAAACGGUGUAAUAUCCCGAUAGUUGUCCUCUCCUCUGGGAUGACCCCUUUCAUAACCAUGUUGCUGGAAUCCGUUCUGGGCAGCAAUCCAGAAAAUAUAUACGUUGUUGCCAAUGACGUUGAGCCUCACAGCUUCGGGGACAAGACGACUGGGAGUGGAUGGCGGAUUAAAUACCGUGACGACAGCGCCUUUGGUCAUGAUAAAUCACUCGAGAUCAAGCCGUACUUUGGGCUACCCAGCGGAAAUUGCCCUCUACUUUUUUACGCUGGAGAUGGCGUCUCGGAUUUAUCUGCCGCAUCGCAAACUCACGUUCUUUUUGCAAAGGAGGGUUUGGACCUAGUGGAUCAUUGCAGGGAAAGGGGAAUUCCGUUUAUCCCCUUCGACAACUGGAGCUCUAUUCUUGACACGAUGCAAGGUAUUUACGAAGGUCUGUCUAGGGCAGGAAUCACGGGUUAUUCCAACGUUGUAUAAUAAUCUAGCAGACUCCGUGACCUGAUACGCUGAAGGGCAAGCCGCU